CUUGCGGUUGCAAAUGGACGGUGGAAUAUCACAGACCAAAAAUCUAAACAUACCAUUAAUAGACUACACUAUUUGGCAUCAUUUCUUGAAAUGAUCUUCCUUGAUUGCUUAAUCAAUUUCGAUUCCAAACACCAUACGCGGUGGCGCAUGCAAGGCAGGGAGGGGUGUGCAGGCCCUUUGCUGCCUUAGCCACCAUUACUGCCGCUGUCGUUGCCACCAAACACCUUAGGAUAUAUUGUUGAACCAUAUUUGUGGUUCAAGCACAUUUUCUUUUCUUGACCUUCAAGAAAGGUAAUAAUUAAGGUCUUUUGUUCCUUGUGCAUGGCUACUAGCAACCAAGGGCAGGGACAACAUGGCUCGGUGUCAUCUUCGUCUUCGUCUACAUCAUCGCCGUUGGAUUCAGAGGACGAGUUGCAAAACAUGUUGCUGGCACCAAUGGCUUGGAAGAACCGAAAGUGCCUUUCCAAGCAGCUAUCAAUGGUUGAGACGCCCAGGGACAUCGCUUGGGAAAGAAAGCGUCGGCUUGAGCGUAUGAGGAGUUCUGUUCAAGAUUCUGGCGAUGAUCUCAUGGAUGAAGACCUUUAUGAGCUCAAAGGGUGUAUAGAAUUGGGGUUUGGAUUCAAUGAGGAAGAUGGUCAAAGGCUUUGCAAUACCUUGCCUGCACUUGACCUCUAUUUUGCCGUGAAUCGGAGGUUGUCGCCAAGUCCUGCUUCCACCCCGAGUAAUGUUUCCACCCCUAGUACUAGCCGUUCUUCCCUCGGCGCUCGUUCUUCGUCAUUCGAUAGCCCAAAAAGUGAUGACUCAUGGAAGAUUUGUAGCCCAGGGGAUGACCCUGAAUUGGUCAAGACUAAGUUAAGGCAUUGGGCUCAAGCUGUUGCUUGUGCUGUAAUGCAAUCAGAUGCUAUGCAUUAAGGGAUAUUACUAGAGAUGCACCUACAAAGAAGAAGAAAGAGAGAAAAGUAAAGAAAGAAGAUAAGGUUAUCCACCCUAUUUGGGUUUUUUAUUGGAGCCUACCCAUGUUUUAUUGUUGGCUCCAUUUCUAACUAUGAUUAGAACAUAUAUUGAUCUAAUCAUCACCACACUCCUCUCUCCCCUUUCAAAUUUUUUCUUCCCUUAAAUUACCUUUUAUCUCUUCAUUUACUUUUGUUCUCAAAACUUCCUCUCACAGGUGUGAAUUGAAUUCGUAUAUAGAAAAUUUCGGAGUCUUGCAUUAAAAUGCAAGUUAUU
This is a messenger RNA of Arachis duranensis, 1227 nucleotides long. RefSeq lists its product as uncharacterized. The coding region runs from base 322 to 912 and encodes 196 amino acids. The transcript is spliced from 2 exons. Lineage: Eukaryota; Viridiplantae; Streptophyta; Magnoliopsida; Fabales; Fabaceae. The record is from RefSeq and is a predicted model, not a curated record.